This is a messenger RNA of Anolis sagrei ordinatus, 1351 nucleotides long. RefSeq names its product solute carrier family 25 member 3 (gene SLC25A3). Gene Ontology annotation, biological process: mitochondrial phosphate ion transmembrane transport. Gene Ontology annotation, molecular function: phosphate transmembrane transporter activity. Lineage: Eukaryota; Metazoa; Chordata; Lepidosauria; Squamata; Anolidae. The record is from RefSeq and is a predicted model, not a curated record. Gene Ontology annotation, cellular component: mitochondrial inner membrane.
GCCCCGCCUCUUGCGUCAGCGAAGGACAAAGUCAUUGAGGAAGGGUGAUUUUCGGCCUUUAGAACGGAGGUGCCGGUGGAGGAGCGGAGCCUUCCGCCAUCUUAGGAGAACUUCCCCCCGCCGCCGCAGCCAUGUUCUCGUCCAUUGCGCCGCUUGUGCGGCUGAACCCAUUCCACGCUCCUCAUCUGCAGCUGCAGCAGGAAGGCCUCGGGCUGAGGAAGCGCCCGGCGGAGCCUGAGGAGGCCUCGUGUACCCGGCGGAGCCUGGCAGCCGCAUCCGCAGAGGAAGAAUACAGUUGUGAAUAUGGAUCGCUCAAGUUUUAUGCUCUCUGUGGCUUUGGAGGAAUCCUAAGUUGUGGUCUGACACACACAGCAGUCGUACCUUUGGAUUUAGUGAAGUGCCGCAUUCAGGUGGAUCCACAAAAAUAUAAGAGCAUAUUCAAUGGAUUUUCAGUUACUGUCAAAGAAGAUGGUGUUCGUGGCUUAGCUAAGGGAUGGGCCCCAACCUUUAUUGGGUAUUCCAUGCAAGGACUCUGCAAAUUUGGUUUCUAUGAAGUGUUCAAAAUCCUAUAUGGAAACCUAUUGGGAGAGGAAAAUACAUACUUGUGGCGUACAUCACUGUACUUGGCUGCAUCUGCCAGUGCAGAGUUCUUUGCUGAUAUUGCUUUGGCUCCAAUGGAAGCUGCUAAGGUUCGCAUUCAAACGCAGCCUGGGUAUGCUAAUACAUUGCGGCAAGCAGCUCCAAAAAUGUUUGCAGAAGAAGGUAUUUGGGCUUUCUACAAAGGUGUUGCACCAUUAUGGAUGAGGCAGAUUCCAUAUACAAUGAUGAAGUUUGCCUGCUUUGAACGAACUGUAGAAGCUCUAUACAAACAUGUUGUCCCCAAACCAAGGAGUGAAUGUUCCAAAGGAGAACAGCUGGUUGUAACAUUCGUAGCAGGCUAUAUUGCUGGUGUCUUCUGUGCCAUUGUAUCACAUCCUGCGGAUUCUGUGGUAUCUGUGCUGAAUAAAGAAAAGGGCAGUUCAGCUCUGGAAGUGCUGAAGAGGCUGGGAAUUAAAGGUGUAUGGAAGGGGCUGUUUGCACGUAUUAUUAUGAUUGGCACCCUGACUGCACUGCAGUGGUUCAUCUAUGAUUCCGUGAAGGUAUAUUUCAGGCUUCCUCGUCCACCUCCACCUGAGAUGCCAGAAUCUCUGAAGAAAAAACUUGGGCUUACAGAGUAAAUUGAUCAUGGACUCAAUGAUAGCAAAACAUCAUGAAACUUUUUUCCACUUGGCAAUGUAGAAGAUUAAAAUUUUAUUGGCUCAGGCUGCAGUGUUGUCACCAUUGGUCUAAAUAAACAGUAUGAGAAUUAUGA